Messenger RNA from Talaromyces stipitatus ATCC 10500, 651 nucleotides. RefSeq lists its product as uncharacterized. The transcript is spliced from 6 exons. The coding region runs from base 1 to 651 and encodes 216 amino acids. Gene Ontology annotation, cellular component: nucleus. Gene Ontology annotation, biological process: regulation of transcription by RNA polymerase II. Lineage: Eukaryota; Fungi; Ascomycota; Eurotiomycetes; Eurotiales; Trichocomaceae. The record is from RefSeq and is a predicted model, not a curated record.
AUGGAACUACAAGCACCCCGUGAGGAGCAUCUGAAUGAAAUGAGAUCAGGCUCCACUUUGUAUAAAUGUGCGUAUCCUGGCUGUCCUGCAGGCGCUUUUCAGACGGAGUAUCUAUUAAGCUCUCAUGCCAAUAUUCACUCUCAAGAUCGCCCACAUUUCUGUCCUGUUGCCGGGUGUCCUCGUGGCAUAGGAGGCAAAGGAUUCAAGAGAAAGAAUGAAAUGAUCCGUCAUGGCCCUGUGCACGAUUCCCCGGGAUAUGUGUGUCCGUACUGUACGGAUCAGCAACACAAAUAUUUGCAGAGACAUGUGCGGAUCCAGCAUGUCGAUAAGGGGAAAGACGACCCGUUGUUACGAGAGCUUGAUGAAUAUGUCAAUUGUAAGAAUAUGCAGAGAGCUAUGCGCCUCUUCAAGGUCACAUUACUAAGAAUCUUUGACGAAGUAAGCCUCGCUAUCCUAGCCUAUUAUGAAUCUUAUGAUUCACUAUCCGAAGGUUCAGAACCACAAGCAUGCUUCAAGGAAUUAGAUCCUGCUAUUGCUUUUGCAUUGGAAGGUCUAAAGAAAGAUAUGAAAUAUCAUAUUUUUAUGAAUGAGUCUGAGAUAUACUACACUGCAUUGAUACUAGAUCCCAGAUUUAAGGGGACAUUAAUUUAA